Molecule: messenger RNA, 1185 nt
Organism: Athalia rosae (coleseed sawfly)
Lineage: Eukaryota; Metazoa; Arthropoda; Insecta; Hymenoptera; Athaliidae
Product: hydroxyacylglutathione hydrolase, mitochondrial
Exons: 5
Coding region: 96-1001 (301 amino acids)
Molecular function (GO): hydroxyacylglutathione hydrolase activity
Source: RefSeq, a predicted model, not a curated record
AACAUUGUUUUUUUAUACUCUCAUAUUACGCAGUAUCGAAGAAACUUGUGCGAGAGAACUCCCAUCAACAAUUAAUUACUAACAUUAUUUUGGUAAUGUUGAAAACAGUAUUGCGAUUGUGCCCACCAUGGCUAGAAAAUAGCCUUAUCUCCAUCUAUUUCAAGGCAAAAAGUAUUUCCACAAACGGAUUUGCUGGCACACAUAGCGAGUCUCUGACGGUUGAGCAGCCUGAAAUGAAGGUCCAGAUACUUCCUGCUCUCCAGGACAACUAUAUGUACCUGAUAAUUGAUGAAGCUUCUAAAGAAGCUGCCAUCGUUGACCCUGUCGAUCCAGACGCAGUGUUCAAAGCUGUGCAUGAGAACCAGGUUAAUUUGCGUAAAGUUUUAACAACCCAUCAUCACUGGGAUCACGCAGGCGGCAAUGAGAAUUUGGUUAAAAAAUUCCAACAUCUUGAAGUCUAUGGCGGAGAUGAUAGAAUUGGAGCCCUAAACAGAAAAAUAAAGACCGGUGAUUCCUUUAAAAUAGGAAACCUUAUCGUGAAAUGUUUGGAAACUCCUUGCCAUACCACAGGACACAUUUGUUACUACGUAACUGGGAACGAAGAUACUCCGGCUGUAUUCACAGGUGAUACGUUGUUUGCUGGAGGUUGUGGCAGAUUCUUUGAGGGCACUGCUGAACAAAUGCACAAUGCACUUAUUAACGUUCUAGGAACACUGCCCGAUGAUACCAAAGUUUACUGCGGUCAUGAGUACACGGAAAGUAAUCUCAAGUUUGCACAACAUGUUGAACCGAACAACGAGGCCAUUAAGCAGAAAAUACAAUGGGCCCGUGCACAGCGGGAAAAGAAGUUACCAACGAUUCCGAGUACAAUUUCUGAAGAGAAAAACACUAACCCAUUUAUGAGAGUUAAUGAACCGUCAGUCAUGGAACACGCUCGGCAGAACGACGCCAUUGCCACAAUGGCAGCUAUCCGAAAAGAGAAGGAUGGGUUCAAGGGAUAAACUUGAUUAACUUCAUUUAAAAAUCGUUAUAUGCACUGGUAGAUGCAUGGUAGGGGUAAUCAAAGCCUCUUAUCUCCAGUAAACUUUUUAUAUUAAAAAUGCUAAACAUACAUUAUUUUAUCUGUACAGUUGGGUGGUUGGAAUAUGAUACAAAGGGUGAAAAAUAAAUUCCUAUCGACAAAGA